Impatiens glandulifera is the source of this 863-nucleotide messenger RNA. Its product is annotated as auxin-induced protein 22D-like. Lineage: Eukaryota; Viridiplantae; Streptophyta; Magnoliopsida; Ericales; Balsaminaceae. Gene Ontology annotation, biological process: regulation of DNA-templated transcription. The transcript is spliced from 3 exons. Gene Ontology annotation, cellular component: nucleus. The record is from RefSeq and is a predicted model, not a curated record. The coding region runs from base 98 to 649 and encodes 183 amino acids. Gene Ontology annotation, molecular function: protein binding.
CAUCACAUCAAGAAAAAAACUUGUUUAUUUGAAUCUCUCUUAAUUUCUCUAUUCUCUAAGAACCUUGCUUCUUGUGAUUUCUUCUUAAUUGCAAAAAAUGGAGAGUUGUUUAUCAUAUGAAGGAGAUCUGAAUCUCAAGGAUACAGAGCUUAGACUUGGCCUUCCAUGGACAAAUGAAAAACCAACAAUCAGAAACAACAAAAGAUCAUUGCCUGACGCCGGCGAUGAACAAGUUGCCGGCGAAGACUCUCCGGCUGCCCCACCUCCGGCCAAGGCACAAGUUGUUGGAUGGCCGCCAAUCCGAUCUUACCGAAAAAACAACAUGAUUAUUGAAAGGACUAAGGUUGAUCAAAUAGAAACCGGAGGAAUUUAUGUUAAAGUGAGUGUGGAUGGAGCUCCUUAUUUGAGGAAGAUGGAUCUUGCAAUGUACAACGGUUACUCACAACUUUUGGAGGCGUUGGGAAGUAUGUUUAGAUUGACGAUAGGAGAAUAUUCCGAGAGAGAAGGAUACAAGGGAUCGGAAUACUCACCAACGUACGAAGAUAAGGAUGGUGAUUGGAUGUUGGUCGGAGAUGUCCCAUGGGAGAUGUUUAAGUCAUCGUGCAAGAGAUUAAGAAUCGUGAAAGGGAUGGAAGCGAAGGAAAUUUGAUGGAUCGAGUUCGAUAGGACCAUGCAUGGCAAUUUUGGCAUAGGAGUUAAGGGUUUUAGGUUUUUUAUUAGUGUCUCUAUAAUAUUUGUUCAUAUCAUGUACUUUGGAAGAGAUGAAAACCCAUGGUUUAAGAAGAAUAUUUAAUUGAUGUUGUAUUUUUAUAAUGUAUACAAUAUAGUUUGUUGUUUAAGAUCAAACAUUUUAUUUUCUUAUU